Molecule: messenger RNA, 1892 nt
Organism: Oxyura jamaicensis (ruddy duck)
Lineage: Eukaryota; Metazoa; Chordata; Aves; Anseriformes; Anatidae
Product: parvalbumin, thymic
Exons: 6
Coding region: 173-502 (109 amino acids)
Cellular component (GO): nucleus; cytoplasm
Molecular function (GO): calcium ion binding
Source: RefSeq, a predicted model, not a curated record
CUUAAAGUAUAUAUAUGCAAGCUCAGCUCUGGGAGAGCCACACAGCAAGUACUUUCCUCCCAACCAGACGGCUUCCUUAUCCCAUCAAGACAGCCACAAAGAUCUUCUGAGACAUUCAGAAAGAAACUGCAAAGACUGACAAUUUCUUCUGCUGCAAUCGAACAGUUCAACAAUGGCCAUCACUGACAUCCUUUCUGCUAAAGAUAUUGAAUCUGCUCUCUCCAGCUGCCAGGCUGCAGAUUCCUUCAAUUACAAGUCUUUCUUCUCCAUGGUUGGUUUAUCCAGCAAAACCCCUGAUCAGAUAAAGAUGGUUUUUGGAAUCCUUGAUCAGGACAAGAGUGGUUUCAUCGAGGAGGAAGAGCUUCAGAUGUUUCUGAAGAAUUUCUCUUCAAGUGCUAGAGUCCUCACUUCUGCAGAGACCAAGGCUUUUCUGGCUGCAGGUGACACUGAUGGUGAUGGCAAAAUUGGAAUAGAAGAAUUCCAAUCUCUGGUGAAGGCAUAAACAGCAUUAGACCAAAGGCAGCCUUGGACUGACUCUUCCAAUUACCUCGUCCAACAAGCACUUCGCACUCAGCAUGUGUUUGUACGUUUUUAUAUUGUUUCAGGCAUUAGCAAUUCCCCAUACACCAAGUUCACACACAGUGUGCAGAUGUACAGAUGUUUUGGUGACACAGCAUUGUUACAUUUCCAUUGUAAAGAAGGCACUUUGUCAUUUUCAACUACUCCUAGUGUUGAAAUCAUGGUUGGAAGAUGGGACGGAAAGAAACAUUUAAAAAAUCUGGGGAAAAGCUUUUUUUUUUUUUUUUUUUUUUUUUUAAUUUAUUUUGGUUUGUUUAGGUUUUCCAUCUCUGUACUUCACCAUGCUGACUUGCCAGACACAGUUUUGAUGUUCUUAAACAAUAUAACAUCUUUUAAGGCUUAAUUGUCCUGAUUUUGUUGAGUUUUAUUUCUACUUAAUUCUCUGAUUCUUUGGCAAAAACAAUGCUAACAAGAUAGCCAAAAAUAAUUUAUAUUCAGUUCCAGACCUGAGACUCUGAGUAAAAAUUUAAGAGGAGCUGACACAUAGCUCAAAGCAUGGAAUAAAUUUGUGGGUAAUUUUACAAAAUGAAGUACUAGAUUACAGCAUCCAUCGUCUGAAAGUGUUUAUGGCCUAAAAUGUAACUCUCUCUCAAGAAGAUUUAUCUUUCAUGAAACCUAAGGCAGCUGUGAGACAGAGGAGAAGGUUCUAAUCCCAUAUCUGACACUGUGACAAGUCACACUGCCUUCAUGACCUGGGCCAGGCCUGGAGGUUUUUCUGUUAAUCAUGAUGAGCAUGUUGCUUGUUACCUCUUAAUACCUACUAAACAAUAAUACUUCGUCACAUUUGUGAAUGUGUGUUCACGACAGAUGAAAAAACAGCCAGCCUUGCUAUUUGAUUAUCUUAAAGUGAAGCAGAGUACAAAUACUAUCUGUCUUAUGCAGAUAAAUAACAGCCAUUACUCAAUUAUUUCACUUACUAUAACUAAUAAUCAUCUAUAUAACCCAUUAUAUUAGCAAUUUACUUAAGUAUGAACAUUACAAAGAGCUAGUCUUUCCUUUCCUUUGGUAAGUGUCUUACAUGGUUUAGAGCUAGUUAUAGCAUUGUUUUCAUUAAUGGACAAAGUAAUUAUUACUCAUGGUUAAAUGCAGAGCUCAGUAGACAGAGUAGAUGCUGUGCAUUUCUGGAUGAGUGGGUUGGAAAUUUCCCCACCAACACUUAGUUGAGACCUCUCCCAUCCAGCAUGACUUGGUUCCAGCUCAGAAGUAGACUGUCAUUUUAAUCCUCCCUGCUGAAAUUGGGUGAUAAUUAUAACAUAAUUUGGCAGCUGUUUUGAAGAAGAGCAGAAACAAAGCCUGCUGGAACUUUUAUGUAA